Molecule: messenger RNA, 2829 nt
Organism: Epithele typhae
Lineage: Eukaryota; Fungi; Basidiomycota; Agaricomycetes; Polyporales; Epitheliaceae
Exons: 4
Coding region: 1-2829 (942 amino acids)
Biological process (GO): protein phosphorylation
Molecular function (GO): protein kinase activity
Source: RefSeq, a predicted model, not a curated record
AUGUCUAACGGGGACACUCACGUCGCUGCGCAGACAGUCACGCCUUUACGCGUAUCCGCCAAACACAACUCCAGUGGUCGCGGAAACGGUCUCGGCCGGUCCUCAGCAUCUGUCGCGGGCCAGCGUGAUAGUCUCCAGGACCCCGGAAACACGUCCGGCGGUACGAAGCGCGCCACCCGCCGCAUUCCGGAUCCUCCUCUCGCUGAAGUACGCGAAGGAUAUAUGGACCACGGCAAGAACUGCACCCAGGUCGUCAACCUUUACGACCUUUACGAGGCGAAAGGUCUGCGCCGUGUCGAACAUGUCGACAUGGGUCCCAGCAAGAUCAUCGCGAUCUCCGAGCGAUUUAGGGAAGCGCUGAACAUGUCGGAGGGUGGAAAGAAGCAUGGAAGACCUGUAGAGAACGAGAUUAGUAAAGCCUGGGUCGAGCUCGAUGGCGACCAUACCCUUUUCCCCAAACACACCUUCCGCCUUUCUGAGAACAAGCCAGAUCGCAACGACGCUACCAAGUCCAAAGUCGACGGUGGUUUCUUCCGCGUCGAAGACGCGCCACUUCUGAACGACGAGGUUCCGAACUGGGAGUACCAGCGCGUCACCGUCGAGUUCAAGCGCGGCGGCACCGACCUCGACCCGUUCGACGAUGGCGAGGUCGCUGAACCUGCAGCGCGCUCGCGCACUGCCGUCCGUGGUCAGCUCUACUCGUACAGCAAGAACAUCCGACACUUUCAGCACCGUGACUUCCACUACAUGCUCUUUGUGAACGGCUCCAAGUUCCGUCUCUUGCACUGGGACCCUUCCGGUCUCAUGGUGAGCAACGCCGUCGAGUACGCUGAGACUGUUGAAGACACCAAGAUCCUUCUCGCCGUUCUGCAAAGCCUCAGCGAGCUGUCGGACGACGCCAUGGGUCUCGAUCGCUCCACUCGCCGCCUCUCCCCAGAUUCGUGCGGCUGGAAACGUAUGAGUCAACUCGCGGACACCAAAUUACUUGCCUCCGACACUGACGAACGCAAGAUGGACCCGACCCCCGACCCCGACGGUUCGCAGAUCCCCCUUCACUUCCGCGACGCCCGGACCGACUGCCCGGCUUUCGUCAAAGGCGGUACUCACCCCAGCCCGCACGCACCGGAGUCGCGCACGGCCUCCGAGGUCUGGGAGGGUCUGACACGCUGCACCUUUCGCUACAUCCGCAAAGGGUUCGCGGAGUCUCUGGAGAAGGACGCCGCUCGCUACGUGCUCAUGGUUGAGGGCAAGUACUACCUCGUCGGCAAGGCCUUCUUCUGCGGGUCCGACGGGCCCAUCGGACGCGGGACACGAUGCUGGAUCGCUCUGGAGUGGCACACGCAGCGCUUCGUCUUCGUGAAGGACUCCUGGCAACCGCACUAUGACGGCGUCGACCCGGAAGACGUGACGAUCAAGAAGCUCAACAUGGCGAAGGUGCAACGGGUCCCUACGCUCAUCGCAUCCGAGCACUUCAAGGUCACUCACUUUUCCUCCGUCGCCGGCGUCACCAAGCCCGCCCCCAACCCCGAGCCGACGACGGCGCCUUCUCGGAAGCUGCGCUCUUCCCAGCCUACGGCUGGGCAACUUGCCGAGGCUGCGAACCGACCUCAUGAGUGGGCCAAUCUGCCUUCCUCCCGCGCUUCAGCUACCGCAUCGGCCACCGGCGGAGCAGAUCCCUCGGGCUCCGAGCAGCCCGCGCCGGAUACCGCGAGCAAUGCCCCUCAAGGACUGCGACAUCUUCGACACAUCCGCAUGGUCGUCGAAGAGGUCUGCCUCCCGCUGUGCGAGAUCCCGUCUGGGUUCGUGCUCGUCCGUGCAAUAUACAACGCCAUGGCAGGCAAGUUCGUCCAUUGCUUGCAGCUCAGCGAUGACGCUGACGUAUUCACAGCGCAUCGUGGUGCACACAGGAAGUGCGAGGAUCUGCUCCAUCGCGAUAUAAGCGCCGGCAAUAUCCUCCUUCUACCGGUGUACUUCCACGACAGUGUGAAGAAGACUACCAAAAUCGAGUGGUUUGGGAUCUUGACGGAUUGGGAGAUGGCCAAGAGAGCUGGCAUCAAAGUGGCCAGGCAGCCGCUCAGGACCGGAACUUGGGCUUACAUGUCCUCCCUGUGCCAGAAGGACGCGACCAGGCCGAUCGGGAUCGACGACGAGCUCGAGUCCUUCUUGCAUGUACUCCUCUUCGAGGGCGCUCUCUUCCUGUGCCACAACUGGGAAGGGCCCGUUGUCGAGGCGUUCGUCAACGAUUACUUCGACGGCGAUAUCCCCGGUGCCUCUGGAGGGCGAACGUGCAGCUUCUCGCGCAACCUCUGUCUGUCGAAGGGCAUUAUCACCGUGGGAUCAGGGCCCAACCUGGCGUUCCACUCUCUCGGUGAAGAUGGGAAAGAGAUUCACCAACACCCGCUCAACGAGCUCCUCAAAUGGCUCCUUCGGCUAUUCCAGGCGCGCUUCCUCGUCGACGAAUGGGACAAGCGUCCUGCCACCGUCACAGAGCCCACAGAGAACCCUUUGGCAACCUCCACUGGAAACACCGGCAUUGUCGACGACUCUGAUGACGAGGACGACGCCGGCAACGCUACCGACACUCAACUUCAGGAUCCCGACGAUGCGGGGGGGCCCACGCCAUUCAUGUACGGCGCAACGGAGCUUCUCAAGUCGCACAAGACAGUGCUAGCCAAGUUCAAAGAACAGGCAUUUCCCGGAGCCGGUGUCCCACACCACUCCAAGGCUAAGCGCUCCGCACCGGCCGACUUUGAAGGAGCAGCGAGGUCGUCGAAGGCGUCGAAGGUUUCGCAGGGGAGUCAGAAUGCCGGUUCCAGUAGUUUGAGCUAG